UGAAAUUAGCUAAAUGUUAGCCUAUAUUUAUACGUUUAUUUAAACAGUGACAGUUUUAAAUUUAUAGACAACGUCAACCACAAAGUGUUCAACUACAGUUGGUGAUAAAAAGCAAUGCCUUGUUUCGUGUCAAGCGACCAAACAUCAGAAAGUGUUAAGUGACGCGGGGUGGAGGGUGCAAUGAUUAGGAACAAACAAAACUACACAAAAUUGUGUAUUGGCCAAAGCUGUUUCAGCUUUAGCAAAAUGGAAAGAAGCCAAGAUGAUGGUCAGCAGGAGGGAAAUCUUACUGGUUGUUAUAGCAGCCCCCGCCAGCGGCAGCAGAAACUGUUAUUCUCACACACACAUCGUAAUCGCUCUCUGUCUGCGCUCUCACACACCUAUACACACACGCUCUGACAACGACACCGACGCGCCUCUUGCAAACUUUUUAAAGCGGACGCCAACGUUGGGGCCUCACUGAUCGUUGUUUGGUGUCUCACUGAUCUUUUCGGCGUGGAACGGUAAAGACCUGUGGAGCAGCGAUUUCCGCCGCUCAGGAAGAGUGCAAAAGCAACGCAAAGCAAAAAUAGCAAUAUUCAUUCAAUCAAAUAAAUAACCAAGUGUGUGUGAGUGUGUUUCUGUGAAUACUCGGCCACUACAGGAAGAGAUCAUUUGGCAAAAGAAAGAGAAGAAGCAGCAUCAGCAGCAGCAAUCAUAUAUACAUACAGAAACAUAUGUAUGCAGUGUAAAAGAGAUGCAAAGAAAAGUGCAAAGCGAAAGUUUAAUUGUGGCAGCCAAGCAUCAUUUUCUCUCGCUCUCUCUCCGUCAAUAUCGCGCGUGUUGGAAAACUAACGGCACCCGACACAUUCCAAGGAAAGAGUGAAAAAAGUGUCUGGUUUGUGUGUGGAAAGAUUUACAGUGAUUUCCCAUAAAUUGAUGUUAGGAUAUUGGCCAGAUGUGUUUAUUAAAUGAUUGUGCGCACUGUAUGUUAUUAUGGCCUUAUUGAAUAAACUGUUCUUUCCGUCGGCAUCAGCAGCAGCAACCCCAUCAACGGUAGCGGCAGCCGCAGCACCCACGCACGCGGCGUCCGCGUUCGCGUCCCAACAAACCGCAGCAGCGCUAAUUAAUAGCCAAACAACAACAUCAUUACCGGCAGCGUCGGCGUCACGUACAACUCACGCCUCCCCCGCCUCCGCACAUGCCUCUGCCUGUGCUGGCAGCGGCAAUAGUUCGUCGUCCGCAAAAGCUACAAAACAAACUUCGCGAAAUUAUCUAAGUCGUUUCCCCUUCGAGGGCAGCCAAGUGCGUGUGCUGCUCUAUAAAGAGGAUGAUACACGUCGCCUGCUCUUCGAUUCCAAUGCCCUGCAGAAGGUGACGCAUAAGGAGUCCACCUCAGCCAGUGGGAAAUUCGUGAAGAAUGAAAAGUACACAUCGCUGCAGAACGGCAAGAUCCAGGCCAAGGCACAUUCCAGCAGCAAUGGCAGCAACUUUAUCGAUGUGUGCCCAGAUUAUGGCUACAAGCACAAUCGUCCCUCUGGUGCGGAUAUCACGCCACUGGGGGAGAUGGUCUUUGGCUCGCUGCCAAUGUCCUUCUGUGGCACCGCCCUUAAAGUACACUGGCUGCCCGAACCGGCGAGGAUUCUGUGCUCACAGGUGUACCUCACGCCCACCAGCAGCAGCAGCAUCGGUGGAGCGGGCCACUCGCCCUAUUCGACGCUCUCCAUGAACAGCCUGGCCACGCCGCGCAGCUCCAUUUGCAGCGAACACGGCUCCAUGGAUGGUCUCUCGAUGAACUCCUUCUCCAUGCCCUUCAGCGUGAGUGUUGGUCGCCAGAUGAGCCUCACGCCACCCCUGGAUGUGCCCGCCCCCGAUCAGCAGUCGCUGUCUACCGUUCAUUCAAGCGAUUCGAGCGGACCGCGUUACUCCUCCACGUACAGCAAUGCCACGGAUUCUGGCUACUCGGCCAGCGGCAGCGGCAGUGGCAGUGGAAGUGGAUCAGGCGGUCCCUACUCGAGCGGGGAUCAGUGGUCGUAUCAGUAUUCCACACGCAGCAGCCUGGGCAGCGUGAUAUCCGACCAGUCGGAUGCCAUGCGUAAGCUCAGCAUGGACUCGGCCUUCUCGGUCAGCUCGCCGCAUCUGGAGGAGUUUGCCAGCGACGGCUGCCUGCAGCGACGAAUCUCGCGCAAUCUGCGCACCUCCUUCGAGAACGAGCAUUCCAGGAACGACUUUAUCGGCUUCCUCAGCGACAACUACACGCUGGCGAAUGGCGGCAGCUCUAGCCAGGGAUCGGGCAAUGGCAAUGGCGGUGGCGGUGGCGGUGGCAGCGAGGGCGGCGGCAUGGGCCCACCGCAGUACAGGCGCGCCAGCUACUGUGCCAACGAGUCGCGUAGCAAUCCAGAGAUGGGACGUCGUCAGGCCAAUCUGCGGCGCCGGGCCAAGCUGGGACUGGCCGUGUGCAUCACCAUGAGCGAGUCUUUCGAGGAGGAGAUGGAGCUCUUCUGCAGCGAACACAUUGCGCUGCUCGAGUCCAUGCUAAGUCGCCUGCGAGCCAGCACAGAGCAUGCGUACAUCAAUCACAAGAACUUUUUGCAGAUCAUGUUCCAGGCCUGGCAGGACACACAGCAGUGGUUCAAUGAUCUCUUUACGGCGCCACGCAUCAAGACGCCUGUCUGGCUGAGCAUCACCACCAGCGGCAGCAAGUACUCCAAGACUGUGGCCGAACGUUUCAUCAAGGAACUCUGUGAUUUGUUGUCCUUUGCUGAUACCAAGGACUCCAAUUUCUUCAUCAGCACCAUGCUGACGGGUAUUCUAACGUACCAUCUGGGCUGGGUGGCCACCGUCUCGGCCUUCAAUAGUUCAGGUUCGAGACGCUCAGAUUCCUCUGCCUCCUCGGCAGCCAUUGAGCAGAGAGCCAAACUGCUGCAAGUGGCCCAGAAGCAUCCGUACAAUGCACUGUGGGCGCAGCUGGGGGAUCUGUAUGGAGCCAUUGGCAUGCCGCCCAAGCUGGUGCGCACCAUCAUCUAUGGAGCGGAGAAGCUGUGGGUGGAGAAGCUCCUUAAUGUUCUCACGUAUUUCAUACGCUGCAGCGAGGUGCGGCGCACGGCCAAGCGGGAGGACUUCAACAAGCAGCUGAUCAACGAUCUGGUUAAUCAGAGCCAGAACCUGCAGAGUCAGGAGCGGCACAAGAGUCCACCCUCGCAGCUGAGACGCACAGGCGGCCUGAGCAGGGUGGCCACCUGCAAACAGAAUCUGAAUGCCAUUGUGGACGAUGUGGAUGAUGGCGGGGAGCAGCUGCUGGACUGCUGCGAGGACGAGGAUGAUAGGGAUUUGGGGUCGGACGAUCAGGCAGAUCAAGAUGGCAUGCAGACGCUGAAGAAGAACGAAAUCCCCACUGUUCUGGCCUUCCGUGACUCUCAUUUUGUGCAGCAGGAGCUGCGUAUUGGCAACUACCUGAUGGAUACUGGCAUCGACAAGAAGACGCUGCUGGCGCGGCAGGCACAGCAGUACUUUCGCACCGGCAAGGAUGGGCGGAUACGGCUGACAGUCACCACGCCGGACAAUGUGGAGCUGAGCAUGGAGGAUGAGUCGAAUUCGGGCUCGGGCUCUGUGGGCACAGGCGGCGGCAGCAUCGAUGAUGGUGCCAUCGAGGCCAUUGAGUUCGAUGAUGCCACAGAAACGGCACCAGCCACCACCGCUGGGCGCAAGAAGAGUUUCUUCUGGAACAUGGUGCCCAUGGCGGCUGGCGUGAAGGAGGGUCUGAGCCUCAGCGAUCUGGCCAAGCUGCAGCAGGGCAUUAAGAUCAUCAAUCGCAAGCUGGAGCGGCGUUGCAGCAGCUACUCUGUGGAGGGAAAUCCAGAUGGCAUUGAGAAACGGGGAGCCCUGGACACGGACGACUUUGAGCCACUCACCCACGAGAGGCGCGCCUCGCAUCUGUCGCUGUCGGAUCUCAUCACGCAGAACAGCAUGGGCAAGAGCGAUCGCAUGACCUGGGGCAUUGAGCCCAUCAAGGAGAACGUCAGCCUGGAGGAGCAGAUUCACUUUGAUCACUGCCACAAGCUGAUCGAGCGGGAGCAUGGCAUCUGCAGGCAGACCGCCUCGGACAAUGGCAAUGGUGUGGUCUUUGUGCUGGGCGACAACGAGCCGCUGAUCAAUCUGAAGAAGAGCAACGAAGAUCUCACAGAGGAACCAAAGCCAGCCGCCGCACUCAUGCUGUGUGCGCAGCAUCAGCGCACACACGACGUGGCCAGCAUGGCCAAGAAGCACUCUGGAAUGAAGUUCAACUUUGAGCAGUACCCACAGAUAGCCACCAACUACAUGAAGAGCAAGAAUCUGGUGCUGUCCAACAACUACGAUCUGCUGAUGGACAAGGCCACCAAGCUGGAGGCGAGCGAGGCGGCCCUCAAGUCGAGCGACAGCAGCGUGACCCUGCACCAGCAUCCCGAGCUGGCAACCAGCAGCAGCUCCAUCGGACCCAAUGCCAACUCCAAUCCGAGCACAACGCCAGCGUUGGGCAGCGAGCGAUGCAUUGUCUGCAGCAGUGGCGGAAUGAUGGGCCCCUCGGCUACCUAUCAGACGCCCUCCAAUGCCACGGAGCUGGAAUUUGAGUCGGACGAGGUGCACUCCUAUAAUCAGAAUCAGAGCAACAGAACCCUGCAGUCUGUGAACUCUGCGGCCUCCAUAGACACACUCAAGUCAGCGCCAGAGCCACCACAGCCAGCGGCUACACAGCAGACGGGAUUCACGCGGAAACAGCAGCCGAAGCGUGUGCCCUCGGGUCGCAGUUCCAUCUCCUCGGUGGCCGCCAAGUGUGCGGCAGUGAAUGUGUCUCAGCAGCUGCUGAAGCUACCCGUACCUGGCGUCAAGGAGCUGCCGCAGGACGAUGAACCAGCGGGCGAUCAGUUGCGCGCUGGUUUUAUACCCUCGCUGAUGCUGAGCGUCAGCGAUCACUAUGUCUCCGACAUGGUGCUUCAGGGCACUUGUGCACCGCCCAACAAGUGGGAAAUGCAUCUCCGCGAGGACCUGGCACUGGCCGCACGCUCGGCCUCACUCAUCUCACAGCCGGCGGAGAAUAUUGCCAUUGUGGCGGACAUGGACAAGUGGGAUGUGCGCCUGAUCUCGUCGCAGGCACAGCAGUUUCCCUAUGCCGGGGGCCAGAGCUCGCCCGUGGGCAUGUCGCAGUUGGUUUCGAGCAUGCUGGAAACGGUUCAGGCCAUGCACGCUGGCGGCAUACCCGCCUAUGAGUGCCUGUCAUUUCUGGAGUCAAAGCUGCAGGAAAUCUAUCUGCAGUCGGAAACGCUGGCCGCCUUUUUGCUGGAAACGGAUCCAUGUCGGCUGAGUGACAUUACCACGCCGCUGCAGCUCUCCGAGAACGAUGUGCCGCUGCUGCUUUCGAUUGCCUACAUACACACGCCCAAGAUAAGUCGCAAGUGCGGCAUCAGUUUCAGAUGACGAACGCAGAUUCACUGCUGAGGAAAGGACACUACAGGUUAGGAUAGGAACAGGAUAGGAACAGGAUAGGAACAGGAUAGGAACAGGAUAGGAAUAGGAAAAGGAUAGAAGGAUGGAAGGAUAUUAGAUGUGCCCAGUCAUUGCCAGUCAUUGCUUUCAUUGAUUCAACAAGUCGCAUCCAUCUCAUGCAUCAUCCCCAAAGCGAAA
This is a messenger RNA of Drosophila guanche, 5637 nucleotides long. RefSeq names its product folliculin-interacting protein 2-like. The record is from RefSeq and is a predicted model, not a curated record. The coding region runs from base 976 to 5430 and encodes 1484 amino acids. Gene Ontology annotation, cellular component: cytoplasm. Gene Ontology annotation, molecular function: protein-folding chaperone binding; ATPase inhibitor activity. The transcript has 7 exons. NCBI's taxonomy places the organism in Eukaryota, Metazoa, Arthropoda, Insecta, Diptera, Drosophilidae.